Messenger RNA from Emiliania huxleyi CCMP1516, 1242 nucleotides. RefSeq lists its product as hypothetical. The transcript is spliced from 4 exons. Lineage: Eukaryota; Haptophyta; Isochrysidales; Noelaerhabdaceae. The record is from RefSeq and is a predicted model, not a curated record. Bases 1 to 1242 code for a protein of 413 amino acids. Gene Ontology annotation, molecular function: DNA binding; DNA-directed DNA polymerase activity. Gene Ontology annotation, biological process: double-strand break repair via nonhomologous end joining. Gene Ontology annotation, cellular component: nucleus.
AUGGACGACCUGUGGGAGAUCGAGCUCACGCGUGACAAGUGGGUGCCUGUAGACGCGGCAAUGCGGGCAGCCAUCGCAGACGCUGUCAACAGCACAAGCAAUUCCGGGCAGUUCGAGGCUCGCGGAUUCUCGUAUGAGGUCGACCUGAACGCGAUGGUGCAGAGAAAUAAGAGCACUCAGAGGACGCGACCCAUCCGCCGCAUCGCUCCCAGCAGCGACAACGACCACCUGGCCUCCAUUUUCGAGCAGAUGGGCGCCAUCAAGAAGCUCCAAAAGGAUACCUUUCGGGCGACCGCGUACCAGAAAGCGGCUGCGGCCCUGCGGGCGCACCCGUCCGCCGUCGUCUCGGGCAAGGAGGCUCGCGGCAUCGCAGGGAUCGGCAAAGGCAUGGCGGAGCGGAUCGACAAGGCGCUGGAGCCGCCUGCCCGGGCCGGAGGAGUGAAGUGCGUCCCUCCACAGCCGAUGCGUGAGCAGGUGCUCGAGAGCGGGCACCUGCCCGAGCUCGAGGAGCUCAAGCGAGACACGGACGUCGUCGCCCUGCGCGAGCUGCAGCUGGUCCACGGCGUCGGCGCCGUCCGGGCCGGCGCGCUCAUCGGACAGGGCGUCCGCGCGUUUGACGGCUUGCAGCAGCUGCGCGGCCUUCGCGGACCCGUGUCGCUCGACCCCGCGCAGCGCAUCGGCCUGCGGCACGCGGAGGAGUUCCGGCAGAAGAUCCCUCGCGCCGAGGCGAGGCGGCACGAGGAGGCGCUCCUGUCUGCGCGGGACGCGUCGCUGCCUGCGAUGCAGCUCGUCGUGUGCGGUUCGUACCGCAGGGGCAAGGCGACCUCGGGCGACAUCGACGCGCUCGUCACUCCGACCGACGGCGCCACGCCAGCGUCGCUCCUCGCACGCUGGGUUGACGUGUUGCGCGAGAGCGGCUACGUGACGGACACGCUCGCGCAGGGGCCGAGCAAGUUCAUGGGCGUGUGCCGCCUGCCGGACGGGAUGCACCGGCGGCUCGAUUUGCGCAGCGUGCCGCCGGAGCAGUUCCACUUCGCGACGCUCUACUUCACGGGGUCGAACUUGCUCAACGUCAAGAUGCGACUCCGCGCUAUCGAGCUCGGGAUGACCCUCAACGAGUACCGGCUCGAGCGCAAGCCCGCGGUCGACGGGCAGGAGGGGGAGGCGGUGCCGGCGGGGUCGGAGCGAGAGGUUUUCGAGGCACUCGGAAUGGACUACCUCGAGCCACACGAGCGGGGCUGA